CCAAUAUCUUAGCGGAAAAAGGAAGAAAAAAAAAAUCCAUAUAAGUCUACUGCGGUUUCUUUCUGGAUGAAUCUAGAAUACCUGAGAAAGUGCUCUUCUCCUUUUUUGUUUCUCUUCUCUCCCCAACCUCUUCACUAACUACUUGAUCUUUCUGCUAAAGCUUAAAAAGCUUUGCGAGCUCCUUCAAUUCUUCGUCCGAUACUCUUCAUUCUUUUCCUACAAUUUCUGAUUUCGCUUGAAGCUUUGUUCGCACUCUUGUCAAAAGAAAAAAAAACAUGGCGGGAUACGAUUGUGUGCCGAUGAAGAUGAAGAGGAAGGAGAUUGACCGAGUCAACGACGACUUCUCCGAUUUCUCCCUCUCUUCUCCCGCCAAAAAGAUUCGCCGACUUGAUUUGGAUUUACCACCGAUUAAGGAGGAAGAGGUGGUUAUGGAGGAACACGUGUCUCCUCCUCCAGAGAACGAAGAGAGAGCGAUUGUGCUGUUCAAGCCUCCUACUCCUCAUCAUCACCAGCCUCACCUUUUCGUUGAUCGAAGCUUGAUCUCAGGGUUGAAGAAUAGGUUUCUUCAUGAUGUAGCAGAAGCUGAUGAAGAUUACAAAACUAACAAGCAACAAGCUGUUGUUCCCUGGAACCCAUCUCAUUUCCAGUUUCUGGAAUCCACAGGAACCGUCCAGGAACCCACAAAGCCAGAGAUUGUAGAGUUAGAUGGUGAUGAUGUGAUGAUGGAAGAAGCAGACAUGGAUGUGGAAGAAAAAGAAAACAGCAGCAUCACUACUAGUACUAGUGUCUCUCUGCAUCAGUGGCAACAGCCACAGCAGCAGCAGCAGCUUCAUCACUGUAUGAUACCACAGCUUCCCCAAACCAACUCUACUCCAAUCUCUUGGUUCCGGUGACUUAAUAUAUAAACAUUAGAAGCAGUAUUUCUCGUCAGUAGUUCUCUAGCUGUAUAUUUUACCUCUUUUCCUUGGCGUUUCAAUGUGAUCUUCUUCGCGGAUUGAGUGUUAGUCAAUGUGUUAGUAAGAGUAAUGAACUUUAAAGAGAAAGAGAGCUUACGUUCAUUUAUUGUUUUGACUCAACUCUAAAGCUUGGGUUUGGUUGCUUUAUCCCUUUACAUCAAAAAUUAUCUGAGGAAAAGUAACAGAUCUACGCAAUCAGUCGCCAUGUCAUAAAGUCUUCCUAGUAAAAUAACUGUCCUGCAGAUCUAAAGAACAGGUCAUGCAAGACCAUAAAAACAUAUCAAGAGAAGCUCAUCUAACACCUGGAAUGCUGGACACUGUAGUCUCUGCAGAAGAGAUGAUCCGGUCCAGAACAAUAAGCCAAUAAGGAAUUAUACCAUACUCUAGCUGGAUAUUUAUCUGCAAACAAGGAAGCUUUUGAUAGAGGUUGCUUAUCUUCAACACUGUAAAUCAUUGAAUAAACUUAAUAAUAGUCUUAAGUGUAUGUCUGUUUGUCCUCUCCUUAUCAAUUAGACGAAUGUUCAAGGAAAAUUACUCUUAACUACCAAACUCUCCGAAAGAGAAAGAGG
Molecule: messenger RNA, 1525 nt
Organism: Eruca vesicaria subsp. sativa (arugula)
Lineage: Eukaryota; Viridiplantae; Streptophyta; Magnoliopsida; Brassicales; Brassicaceae
Source: the annotation of a GenBank genome assembly